Messenger RNA from Colletotrichum navitas, 2148 nucleotides. RefSeq names its product fungal-specific transcription factor domain-containing protein. Lineage: Eukaryota; Fungi; Ascomycota; Sordariomycetes; Glomerellales; Glomerellaceae. The transcript has 2 exons. Bases 1 to 2148 code for a protein of 715 amino acids. The record is from RefSeq and is a predicted model, not a curated record. Gene Ontology annotation, molecular function: DNA-binding transcription factor activity, RNA polymerase II-specific; zinc ion binding; sequence-specific DNA binding. Gene Ontology annotation, biological process: positive regulation of transcription by RNA polymerase II; DNA-templated transcription.
AUGCCGCCUGGCUCCGUCAGUCGGACCGGCGCAUGCCUGCGCUGCCACCGCAGAAAGGUCAAAUGCGACCGCACACGGCCGUCCUGCGCGCCAUGUGCCAGGAUCAGCGUCCAGUGCACAUACGCAGCAAGGGAGCAACAGAUUCAGCUUCGACGACAGGAUGUUGAGAAGCUUCAACAGCAUAUACGAGACCUGCAGGCCGAGAACGACAACCUGACGGAGAGACUGGCCGGUCUCCAACAGCGACCGCAGCAAGCAGUCGCCGGCGACAGACUGGCUACCCCGAACUCGACGUCGAGCCUGGGUAUGCAGUCCGAAGAAGCCCAGGUGCCGGCCGGGAGCGGAGAGAUCGCGAGCCAGGUCAUCCACUUGUCACUUAACGCUGGCGGCGGCCGGGACUUUGUCGGUUCGACGAGCGGCUUGUUCCUCGCCAACUUGCUGCAGUCUCAUAGCCAGUCUAUUGGAUCUUCUAAUCAUGUUGUCCGUCAACAUCCCAGUUCAGCCUCCCGUCAUCUUAAUCGACCAGGAAGCUUGGCAACUAAUGGGGUUUCUAAUCUGCCACCGAAAAGCCUCACCGCAGAGAUACUGGACGCUUAUUGCAGUCACGACCGACUUUGUUACCCGUUUCUGUCUCCUAAAGCCUUAGAUAGGGCCCUAGACGCUGUCUACGACGCAAACCCCGGAGCUGCAGAUCCUGUCGAUGGCUUCCUGAUAGACAUGAUCCUUGCGAUAGGGACAGCGCAAGUACACAAGCUAAAUUGGAAUGGCAUCUGGGACGCCGAAGUUCACUACAAUCGCGCCAUGACACGACUUGGAGACGUCCUCUCCAGAGGGGGCAUCACUGCACUGCAGGCGUUACUCCUCAUUUGUCAGUUUCGGAUGGGCACCACUUCACAUGACACGAGCACCAGCGUAUGGCACCUUAUCGGAGUGGCCGCGAGGACCUGUUUCGAGCUUGGCUUGCACAAGGCGUCGACUUAUACCCCUCCGCCGGCUUGUGACGGCAGCGAGGGAGAUGUUGCCGCUUGGAAAGAGGAUGUAGAGACCAAGCGGAGAUGUUUUUGGAGCGUGGUGUCUAUGGACCGCAUUGCCAGCCUCAUCCUCGGCCGACCACUAGCCAUUCAGCUGGAGGACAUUGAUGUCGAACUCCCUCAUUUCGACACGCCAACUUCAGUGCCACUUCAUCCCUCACUGUCGAAGGCAUCGUUCGGUGCUCCUGAGUGGCACCUCGACACCUCCAUAUUCGUCCACAUCGUACGGUAUAGGCUGAUUUGUGGUAAGAUUCUCAACCUUCUACACCGGAGUACCAGCGCCAACCAAGAGUCCACCAUCACAUACGAGAAUAGCCGGAACGCUGUGGUCGAGGAGCUGCGGUCCUGGCGCGCGGAAACAGCCAACAUACCGUUGAUCCCAGGCGAUGCGCCAACUGCCUCACUCGCGAGUAGAUCGAGUUUCCGUUCCGCCGAGUGGUACAAGCUGCUCUAUCACAACGGCAUUUUGAUGCUGUUUCGUCCAUCUUCGACUCUCUGUGAUGCGACGGGAAAUAGCACCGUGCUACAGCACAUGUUUGAUUCGUCACAGGAGGCGAUCAAUCUCUACGCCACCCUCCACCGCUCGAGGAAGAUCAACUACUCCUGGGUGACAUUGCACUCCAUCUUCAUCGCCGGAUUGUCCUAUAUCUACGCCUUGCGUAAUCAUCUACAGCACGCGCAGAACCGAAGUGUUUCGAACACGGCCAUACCCAAGGCCACUUUGCGGUCCACCCCGACCAUUAGCCAAGUGGUUAACGACACGCGUGCCUGCUCAAAGGUUUUGGUGGCGGUAUCGGAGCGCGAUGCUGUUGUUGCCGACAUUGUCGAGGCCCAAACCGGCCGCGCUUCAACAAUAUCUGGUUCAACAUAUACAGUCCAGCCCACGAGCGAGAUGGAAAGACACAUGCAGGUAUCUCCCAUGGAAUUGAACACGGAGGAUACCAUGUAUGCACCACCCAGCCACAGCUUCGUGAACAUGACGGUUGACGAGACUCUGCGAGACUGCUUCGAGGACCUCCAGAGCAUCUGCUACGAUCAACACCACAGCGAUGCCAUUGCCCAGCUUUCGCAAGAUUGGCUAUAUGGAAUGGGAGAGACUCCGAGCCGUUACUUUUAG